AUGUUUUCAAAGAUCCGAAAUUUCUCCGAGGACGUGGCCAAGAGCUUGAAUGAUUUGGCUGAGCAGCAGGCGCAACAACAACAACAACAACAACAACAACAACAGAGAUCAGAUCCGCUAGAACAGCUACAGCGAAAUGCACGAAUACUAAAAGCAGAGACGCCCGAGUCCAGUCAAUUGACUCAGCCCAAAGACGAGAUAGAGCCGGGUGAGCAGUCGCGAGGGACAACACCUUCCAACCACGAUGGAGACCAGAGCGCCAUCAAUUCGAAGCCAGGUACGCCCCCUGUCGGUGCACCAAAUGCGGUACACCUUGAGGAAUUGCCUCCUGCUAUUAAAUCAAAGUUGAAAAAGUUUGCCAAGUAUGAAGAAAAGUACCCCGUUUUGUUGGAAGCGUACAAAGUGGAAAAGAAGAAGACCGAGUUGAUCAAAAUCUUUGAGAAUGUGCUACGGGAGCAUACGCCGGUCUCGUCGAUAUCCGAUGCAAAGACACUUGUGGAUUAUCUCAAUGGACUUAAUGAGAAAACCAAGAUGCAAAACAAUGAGAUCAGGAAGUUGACCAAGGAGAAUUCGGUACUCACGUUCAAGAUCGCCAAGUAUGAGGAGGAAGGUGAGGAUUCUGUGCUUCAAAGAAUUGAGGAUUUGAAAAAGGAAAACGACGGGUUAAAAGCACAGGUGGAUGAGCAUCGAAAGGAGGCUGUAGUGGUCAAGGACGAGAAAGAAAAGCUUGAGAAAAGAGUGCAUCAGUUGGAAGAAUCCAGUGGCACUACUGCGGCCGAAGUAGAGCAGAAGGAAGAAGACUCUAAAGUGAGCACCACGGAGCUAAAAACGCUUAUUGAAGACAAGGACAAGGAAUUGGAAGAUCUCGCAGCAAAGCUUCAAUCAGCAAAUAGAGGCUUGAAGGAGAAGCAAGACGAAAUUGAGGAUUUGAGAGAUCUGAUGAAGGAUAUCGGAAACGACUUGGUGACGGCAAAAGAUCAAAUCAAGGAGUUGAAGCUGAGAGAGGCAGGUGAGGACAACGGGAAGGUGUCUUCCUCCGCAGACGAACUCGAAAGCAAGCUCAACCUGCAGAUAGCCUCACUAACCGACAAGGUAAAGUCAUUGAAGGGCAGUUUGGCACAGAAAACAGAGGAAGCGAAAGAAUUGCAAAGCAGGCUUCGUAGCGUGGAAGACCAAUCUCACGAAGAGAAGCUAUCUAACAAGCAAUCCGAAGACAAUCUUCGAAAGGAGGUCAAAGAAUUGAAGGGGCGUUUGCAGAAGCAGACUGAGCAGCUUGACUCUAGUGAGAAGGAAUUGAAAGGACAGAAAGAAGAAAGGGCGAAGUUGGAGGAGCGAUUACAAGAGUUAUCCAAGUUCAAGAGCAAUGACACUUCUUACAAGUUGGAAAUCUCGUCGUUGCAGUCGAACCUCGCUCGCAAGGAGGAAACAAUUAAGGAGCUCAAGUCGAAAACGGACUCUUUGAGUGAAGAAAAUACUACACUACAGGCUAAAAUCGACAGGUUGGAGAACUCCAACACUGAACUACAGGCCAACUACAUGGGGCUACUCAAAAACAAAAACGAACUCUUAACCAAGCAGGAGUCAUUCAUCGAAAAUGAAAAGUCACUAAACGCACACUUGUCUAAGCUACAAAGGGAGAAACAGGAGAUUCGUAAUGAGUUGGACAAAACACGCAGCAGUUUAGAGUCAUUGUUGUCUGAAAAACUGUCAGCUAGCAAUGACGUCCAGCUGUACAAGAGACAGUUUGAUGAAUUGACAAUGAAAGCCAAGGAAUACAACCUACGAAUUGAAAGUUUGGAGGACGACUUGUCUGAGAGUCGGAACUUGCUACAAGAGAAAACAAGAGAGGGACGAAACAUGAGACGGUUGUUGAUUGAGGGUGACGAAAUGAUGAAACAGAAGGAGAAUGAACACAAGCAGGAGCUUAGUAGGCUCGAUGAGGAAAAGACUGAGUUGGAGAGACGCAGUAGUCAGUUGGCGAAGAAGAAGCAGAAGGAAAUUGACGACUUGAACGCGGUGUUGAAGGACAGGCAAGCACGCAUUUCGGAGCUUGAAGAGAGGGUACGUAGUGUGGAUUCUGUACCACAUACGGACUCAAUGGGGGGCACCGAUCAUCACAGUGAUUCCCGAUUGCAGCUGCAGAUUGACACGUUGAGGGAAGCGUUAGCGGCGUCAUCCAACAGGAUCAAAGAGUACGAGAAGUUGAAUGCCACAUUGAAAAAAUUGAACGAAGAGAGCAUGCUCAAAUUUGAAAGACUUUCCAAAAAUUAUAAAAUGCUAACUCAGCAGUACAGAGUAAUGAAGGACAACGAGAGUCGACGCGGGUCAGCUGAAAGCGUGAUGGCAUCGGUGGAUGCAAACAAGGAGGAGGUUACCGGUGAAAACGCGGGUAAUGAUAAGCAGAACAACGACACGAACAUUGCGUACUUGAAGAAUGUUUUACUUGGGUAUUUUGAGCAUAAGGAACAGCGAGAGCAGUUGUUGCCAGUGUUGAAAACGUUGUUUCAUUUCUCUGGUGAGGAUGAGAGUAAGUUUUUACUAGCGUUGAAAUAA
Molecule: messenger RNA, 2553 nt
Organism: Lodderomyces theae
Lineage: Eukaryota; Fungi; Ascomycota; Pichiomycetes; Serinales; Debaryomycetaceae
Gene: SYS3
Product: Sys3p
Exons: 1
Coding region: 1-2553 (850 amino acids)
Source: RefSeq, a predicted model, not a curated record